ACCUCGCCGGUUGAUAGGCGUUUCAGUGCAAGGUGUGAAACAUAGAUACUCUUCAAGCGAUGUAUAUAACGUGCUAUACCUUGGCUCUUCUUCUGACACCAGUGUGCAUGAUACACACCGACAAUUACCGAGUUCUGUCCUCAUGUCCUGGACAGAUCAUGAAGAGCGUGUACAUAUCCUUGAUAAUUCGUGAUGUGACGAAGCUGGACUGCGGACGAAAAUGUUCUGAGAGUGAUUCCUGCAAGUCCUUUCAUUACGGUUCCCUCUCCAGGAGGUGCCAUCUCAACACGGACUUUGAUCAAGGGGAUUGCUCGAAGAUGGACAUUUAUCCUGACAUGAUUUACUACGUAAAGGCUCAAGAAUGUGCAAAUGGCGGUAUUCUACAACCCGACUCGACCUGCAAGUGUGUCAAUGGCUACGUGGGUACACGGUGUGAACGUUUAAUGACAGAUUGUAGUGAUGGUUUUGCUGCUGGGUUCGACUAUCCCAACGGCUACUACAGCAUCCAGCCAACGUCUACAUCUACGCCGUUUACGGUGAGAUGUGUCAUGAAAUAUGGAGGAAGAACAAUUAUGCACUACCGCAUGGAAACACCAACUGCCACGUUAGAUUUCAACCGGAGUUGGGCAGAAUAUCGCGACGGCUUCGGGCUGACCAACGAAGAUCACUGGCUGGGGCUGGAGAAGAUAUACCACAUUUGUAAACCGGGGACAUUUUCACUGAAAAUUGAAAUGAAAUUUCGUGACAAUUCUUUCAAGCAACAGUUCUAUUACAAUUUUCAUCUUUCAGAUGAGGCAGAUGGCUAUCGUUUGUACUUUUCGGAGUCACGUGCCAACACCAAGAAUCGAUUAGGUGAUUGUUUAACUCCGCUAAACGGUUCCGCAUUCAGCACGUACGACAGAGACAACGACAAUGAUGCCGGAAGCUGUGCCGUCGAAUACGAAAGCGGAUUUUGGUUUGACGCAUGCGCAGAUUGUAACCCGAAUGGUCGUCUGCUUCGUCCAUUGGACGAGAACCGUAUGAACGUUUCUUCUGAGGUGUUCUGGACAAACGACCUUGGGGGCAAAGUACCCUACAGAAUGCUCAUGUGGCUGGCCCCCAUCUAAGCGUGAUUUCAGAUGAACACAUACCAGAUUGUUAUUAUCUUUACCUACCACACUUGUAACGGCUGAAAGUCGAAUAACUCAAGGGAAUACCA
Messenger RNA from Haliotis rufescens (red abalone), 1198 nucleotides. RefSeq names its product fibrinogen-like protein 1. The record is from RefSeq and is a predicted model, not a curated record. The transcript has 3 exons. Lineage: Eukaryota; Metazoa; Mollusca; Gastropoda; Lepetellida; Haliotidae. The coding region runs from base 60 to 1106 and encodes 348 amino acids.